UUCCGCACAUGAGGACCUCCUUUCUAGAAGAUGGCUAAAGCAGAAGGUACAACAUACCUUCUUUGUUUCUCUUAUGCAUACAGGCACUAUAAUCUAGUCUCACAGUGGCAGCCGGCUCGGUUAAAAGCAUAACAUAAGAUGCAGUGCAACAAGAGACUACUUUUCCUGUUCUCGGUAUCUAUUCUUGGCUUUGGUGAUCAACAAAGUCAUGCACUGGAUCCUAAUGUGAGAAGAUCGUGGAUACGAGAGCUCGCGACACGCGUGAAAGCUAAAAAGGGUAUCUACGAGAGUGAAACAACCCCUUUUUCGGGAAAAAACGAACAUCAGUACCACAAUGAACACCCAACUGCGGAGGCAGCUUUGGUGACUAUGGAAACAACGCAGGAAUUUUCUAAGAGUUUUGGCUUCGGAGCUAUCAGAACACAGCACAGGCAAAAUACGUAUCCUUACCAAACGCAAACUACGUAUCCUUACCCAACGACAACCCUCCCACGGUUACCCACGGUCCCUUCUGUUGCAAUAGCACUUGGAGCUAUAGCGAUCGCAAUCGCAGUAGGCGUUGCUACCACACAUAGUACGGAAAAACAAAUAGACGAAAUCGAUCUCGUCAUCAGGCAAUUUGACAAUCAAACCCCUAUAAAUGAGUGUCCGAUGCCUGUAUUUGGAAACGAUUUUCCGCGCGAUGGCUGUGAAGAUAACGCCGUACGAGUAGCAAAUGGAAAGUGCUUCCCCGUUCUGACACGAGGCCCUUGUGAAAAUAACCGUCAUUGGAUAACGAUUGAUCCCAUUACAUUAAAGGGAAGAUGCACUCCAAGACUUUGUGGUCGAGAAAGAGUACUGGUGGUACGGGACGGACUUUGUCACGACGUCAACGAUCCGAACGAAUGUCAAGGUGGGCGGCGUCUUUAUUAUACAGCUUACGGAGAUCCGAUAUGUGAUUGCCCCAUUGGGCAAUAUCCUUUCCCUAACCCUCACGACAACUGCGUCCCACUUUUUACCCAAGGACCUUGCCAAAAUGGAUACGUAGUAACAAUUGGUGAACAGGGUCGACUUGGCUGUACUCCAACCAAAUGUGAAUCAAUCGACAAUGACAACUUGUCCCGGCAGCUUGUGCCGGCCAACGAUGGCGUAUGCUACGCCCUUGGGUCACGUGGACCCUGCGCCACUACAUCUCAGCUCUUAGGUUACGAUAUCUUCAAGCGCCGUGAUCAUUGUGUCGAUAUUCUAAACCCCUCCUCGCCCUAUUUUUCUUGGCCCGCACAAGACGAUUUUCUUGAUAGCAUCUACAAUCAGCUCCAUCCGGAAUAUGACGAAUUUAGAGUAUCCUUUGUUUACGAAAGUCUAACGGGGAAGAACGAAACACAACAACGAAGACAAGGUGCGAGCACAAUAGGAGCAAUCCAAUUUCCUAGCACGUCAAUUGGAAGUCUUUUACAUCCUUGUCGCACUGGAGCUCGACGAGGAAUAAAUUUUAAAUGCACCAAUCCUUUAGUGCCUACACUAAGGACAAUGCAGCUCUUGCAAGUUGUUCGACCUGGAUUGAGAACAAACUGCGAAGGCAACGCUUUGUUUGUCGCUGCCACUGGCCAGUGCCGAGCCAGGUUCUAACCCAUGAACUAACAAUAACGCUCAAAAUGUUUCUAACAGAUAGCUUUUAACAAGAUGUCUCGCAAAACAAGAUAUUUAUUAUGUAAUUACUUACCCCUUAAUGACGAUGAGUUCGUCGUCGCAGAUCCGCUCAGUCGAAACUUCGGCUGCCUCGCCCACCGCAGAAGCUUCAAAACUUUCUUCGCCUAUUACAAAAAUAAACUAUUCAAUACCCUU
Daphnia carinata is the source of this 1824-nucleotide messenger RNA. RefSeq lists its product as uncharacterized. The record is from RefSeq and is a predicted model, not a curated record. Lineage: Eukaryota; Metazoa; Arthropoda; Branchiopoda; Diplostraca; Daphniidae. The transcript is spliced from 4 exons. The coding region runs from base 139 to 1608 and encodes 489 amino acids.